Molecule: messenger RNA, 2117 nt
Organism: Sabethes cyaneus
Lineage: Eukaryota; Metazoa; Arthropoda; Insecta; Diptera; Culicidae
Gene: SCCRO
Product: DCN1-like protein
Exons: 3
Coding region: 111-1028 (305 amino acids)
Biological process (GO): protein neddylation; positive regulation of ubiquitin-protein transferase activity
Cellular component (GO): ubiquitin ligase complex
Molecular function (GO): ubiquitin-like protein binding; ubiquitin conjugating enzyme binding; cullin family protein binding
Source: RefSeq, a predicted model, not a curated record
CAGGGAGAAUUUAGCGGUGUCAUAUUUUUGAUAGAUGGGGAAUUUCUAAAAAUUGUUUUGAAAGGAUUUUGAAAAUUACUGAAUUAAGCAAGCUCUCCUUGGCAUAAAACAUGCAUAAACUAAAGCUAAAUCAAAAGGAUAAAGUAAAAAAAUUUAUAUCACUCACACAGACCGGAGAGCAGACCGCAAUUUACUGUUUGCAAAAUAAUGACUGGAAACUGGAUCUGUCUUGUGACAAUUAUUUUCAGAAUCCAGAUAUUUAUUACCGUGAGUUAGAUCGCAAAAAGAUCGAACAGCUUUUUAGCAGAUAUCGUGAUUCCGCCGACCCGAACAAGAUAAAUUCCGACGGUGUAGUCAAAUUUUUAGAUGACCUCUAUCUCAGUCCGGAAUCAAAGUUAGUGCUGAUUAUCGCAUGGCGAUUUAAAGCAGAAAUUCAAUGUGAAUUCACCAAGGACGAAUUUGUCAACGGAUUCAGUGACCUAGGAGUAGACAGCAUAGAUAAGCUCAAGGCUAAAUUACCUCUACUAGAGGUGGAAUUAAAGGACCCGAUGAAAUUUAAGGACUUCUAUCAAUUCACCUUCAACUAUGCCAAGGAUCCUGGUCAGAAGGGAUUAGACUUAGAGAUGGCCAUCGCAUACUGGAACAUAGUUCUUAAGGAUAGAUUUAAGUUUCUGGAACUUUGGUGCAAAUUUUUAGUAGAGAAUCACAAACGGUCAAUUCCAAAGGACACAUGGAAUCUGCUGUUAGAUUUCGCAACAUAUAUCGAUGACAGCAUGUCGAAUUAUGAUGCAGAAGGAGCCUGGCCUGUACUAAUUGACGAUUUCGUUGAAUGGUGCCAGCAGCAAAAUCAGAUUAACCAUCCAUCGGUAAUUACUUCUACCAGUUCAGUUGCCAGUAGUGUCUAUUUGCCGUCCACGUCUACAUCGGCCGUUACUUCACCAUCAUCGACAGUUCAAAAUCCCUACAGUUCCAGUAAAGGUAACCCAUACAGUAGCAGCAGUAGCAGUACAGCAAACAUGUACUACUAAAACGUUUAGCGCUUUCAUUCUAAUAGUUACCCUUCUCAACCCUCUGAUAAAAGCUGUUUCGGUAUGUCUUUUAAUGAGAAAAAAAGUUUUCGUCUAGCCCUUUUUCAUCUAUUCGGUUUGUUGAUAUUGUAGAAUAUAUUUUCAUUUUUAUUCUUCAAAGCUAAUAUGAAAGAAGUGUUUAAGGAAUAGAUUUCUCGUUAUUUGUGGCCACUCAAACCCCUGUUAAAUCAUUUUGCGCAUUUCACGAAAGGUAAAAAGGUUCACAUGUAAGGUUCAGGUCUGCAUAGUACAUUGUUGAUACAUACUAAAUACGAAAUAUCUUGCAAAAACCCAGUCAAAAUAGAAAAACUAGCGUAAAUUACUUUCAGUUUGUUUAUGAAACCAAAUGCUUUAAUGGCAAAGCUGAUGAUACAAGAGCUAUUGAAAAUCAUUGAGUGUUGAAAAAAUAUAUACUACACUUAUCAAAUAUGAAAAGAAAUGGAAAAUGGUAUGAUGAUAAAAACACUAUCUGCGUAAUAGAAAUAGGAGAAAGUCUUUCUUGGAAAUAACAACUAAAUUAUCACAGUUUUGCGAUUUUGUUUUGAAUAAUAUACUCAGAUUCAAAAAAAACAUUUAUUUUCAUUAUUCAUUUCCUUCUAGUAAAUAUUGUAACUUUUUAUUGGAAGCAAAUAAAAUGUAAAUAAACGUACAGAUUAACAUUUGAAUAGAUCGUUUGAAAUUAGGUAUAUACCGUGCCAGCACCAUAUUCUAGCCAGUGCCUAAUUCUGGACAGUUGCCAAUUUUUCUAAAAUAUUAACAAAAUAUUUACAGAAUAAGGCACUGUAUUGAAUAUGGUGCUUGCACGGUACAUAUACCUAAUUUAAAAUUUGGUGUAGACUAGCAGGCAAAAAUAACAAUUUAAAUUUACACUCAAUUCGAGACUCAAACAACAGCGCUGUGAUAAAAUAGUUGGGUAUAUCCGCAAUGCGCUUGAAACGCUGCUGUCGUUAAAAGUUUUUACUAGGUAUUUAUAAAGCAAAUUAGAAAUUCGUUAAAGAGUACAGCACAGGAAGUAUAUCUGUCUCUUGUUACAAAAAACGAAAGAAAAGA